UUUAAAAUUUUUUAUUUAUAAUCUGAAUCACUUUUAGGCAAAAUAUUUAAUAUGACUGCUACACCAGUCCUUAUCCAAGGAUGGAACCUUGAUAGGGUUUUAGGUUCUGGAGGAUUUGGUAUUGUUGAACUUUGGACACAUACAAGUGGUGAAAAGCUGGCAAUCAAAAUAUGCAAAAGAGAUACCACACACUUAACAGAUAUUCAACGAAAAAGCUGGAUUAGUGAAGUACAAACACUGAAACAUUUAAAACAUCCAAAUAUUAUUAAAGCUUUAAAUUUACCAUUUAAACAUCCUGAUGAUAAAAUUAAUCUACCAGUAUUAUGUAUGGAAUUUUGUAGACAAGGUGAUCUCAGAAAGGUUUUGAAAGUGGUAGAAAAUUGUUGUGGUAUUAGUGAAAAGGAGGCAAUUAAUGUAAUGAAAGAUAUUUCUUCUGCAGUAAAAUACUUACAUUCCAAUAACAUUACUCAUCGUGACUUAAAGCCUGAAAAUAUAGUUCUACAAAAUGAACAUGAUACUAUUUCAUAUAAAUUAAUAGAUUUAGGAUAUGCAAAAGAAAUUGGAGAAGCUAGUACAAAUACAUUUACAGUAAGAACAUUAUUAGAAUAUGUAGCUCCAGAGAUAUUACGGAAAGAUAAGUACAGUUGUUCUGCAGACUACUGGAGUUUAGGUAUUCUUUUUUAUGAACUUAUCACUGGUAUAACACCAUUUCUGCAUAGAAUGCAACAUACUAUACCAUGGCUGCAUCUUAUUAGCAACAAAAGUGAUGAGGAUAUCUGUGCUUUUAAAUCUGAAGGAAAGAUAAUUUUUAGUCAAGAUAUUAUUAGCCCCACAAAUUUAUCAAAAAAUCUUCAAAGUAAAUUGGUAGAAUGGUUUAAGGUUGUAUUUCAAUGGUGUCCAGAAAAGAGAGGAAAACAGUAUUAUAAAAAUGGAACAUCGAAAUUGGUGGUUUUUGAAAUGUUAGAUUCUAUAUUAUCAAAACAGAUAAUUCGUGUGUUUUUUGCAUCAACAUAUAAAAUUUAUGCAUAUGAAGUAACCAAUGCUGAUAAAAUUACAGAUCUACAAGAUAUGAUUGAAAAGGAUAUUGGUAUACCAGUAAAUCAACAAAUAUUAACAGAUUAUUUUGGUAAAAUUCUUACUGAAAAUCAAAUACCACUUUUAUCACAAAUUCAGAAUCCUGUUCUAUUUGUCUUCAAAAAUGAAAGUUCUUUAAUAGAGAACAUACCUACACCACAUAUUCCUAAAGAAAUACUAGAAAUGAUAGGAUUGUCACAAAACCAAUUGGAUUUUGAAACAUUAGAAGAUUAUUAUAGGGUAACAAUAUAUUUUAUUAAACAAGAAAUAUAUAUGUUUCAAUUGUAUAUUUUUGCUGCAAGUAUAAAAUUAGAUUUAAUAAUUACAAAACUUGAUACUUUUAAUAUGAGUAUGAUGAAUACAUUAACAAAUAUAAAUACUGUUUUAAGUGAAUUAUCUUCAGUUCGUAUUAAAUGGGAAAAAGAUCCUAUAAACAAAGAAAAAUUGACAGUUUUGGAAACUAAUCAUGGAAAAAUGAUUAAACUUGUUGAGGUUACUAAUCACAUAAAAUUAAAAUUUAAUCCACUAAUGUUAGAAAGCAGUAAAUUAAAAAGUACAAUGCAAUCUAGUGAUUAUCUUAAAGAUAUGUUUCAAAUAUAUAAUAAAGCUACAAAAAUCUAUGAGUUGCACGAGGCAAAAUAUUCUCAUAAAAGUACAAAGCCAGCAGAAAUGGUAAAAUUAAUUUUUGAAUUUUUGAAAGUACAAGGAACACAAUUUUGUAAUGAAGAUAUUUCUAAAAUUGUGGAUAAGAUAACAAAGCUGGAAAUAGAACUCCUAAAACUGGAAACAAUUUUUAAUUCAGUUAUUGCCACGAGGAAGAUAUACUGUAAAGAAAUUCAAAAUAUAAUACAACAUAGUUUUAAUAAUAUAUCUGAUAUUUCUGAUAAAAAAUGUUUAAGUCUACCUAAUACUUCACAUGAAACUACGAAAAUUUUAUCAGAUAACAUGAAAGUAUCAAGUGGAUUUAAUAGUGAUCAAUUUUCAAAUACGUCUUGUACCAAACAUAGCAAAAUUAUGGAAACAGGGAGUGAUGUGAUAUAUGAUAAUUUAAUGUUACGUUUCACACUAGAUAAUCUUUUGAUAACAAUGCAAAAAAAAUAUCUGGAACUCCUUAGGUUGGAACCAUAAAGAUAUUGUGAACUGUUCUUGAUGCUCUUGGAACAUAAUGUCGCACACCCCAUUUAAUAUUUGCAUUUUUAUCCGUUUUGAGAUAUGUAUAAAUAGGACCACUUGAGAUGUUUUUUGGUCCAAUCU
Molecule: messenger RNA, 2328 nt
Organism: Eufriesea mexicana
Lineage: Eukaryota; Metazoa; Arthropoda; Insecta; Hymenoptera; Apidae
Gene: IKKbeta
Product: inhibitor of nuclear factor kappa B kinase subunit beta
Exons: 13
Coding region: 52-2202 (716 amino acids)
Biological process (GO): peptidyl-serine phosphorylation; tumor necrosis factor-mediated signaling pathway; positive regulation of transcription by RNA polymerase II
Cellular component (GO): cytoplasm; IkappaB kinase complex
Molecular function (GO): IkappaB kinase activity; ATP binding
Source: RefSeq, a predicted model, not a curated record